AUGCGCAUGAGUUUUCGCUGGUUCGGGCCGGAAGACCCGGUAACUCUUUCCCGUAUUCGCCAGAUCCCGGGCGUGGAAUCGGUGGUGGCCUCACUGUUCCACAUUCCUGUCGGGGAAGCCUGGCCACAGGCCGACAUCGCGGCGCUGAAGCGGCAGAUUACAGAUGCCGGGCUGAAGCUGGAGGUGAUUGAGAGUCUCAAUAUUCACGAGGAUAUCAAGGCAGGGUCUGCUGCCCGCCGUGAUGAGUACAUUGAGAAUUAUCAGCUCACCCUGCGCCGCCUGGCCGCUGCCGGAGUCGAGACAGUCUGCUACAACUUUAUGCCGGUGUUUGACUGGACCCGCACCAGCCUGCACCACCGCCUGGCCGACGAUUCCAGCACCAUGUUCUUCGACGGCGCAGCACUGAGCCGCAUGAGCCCCGAUGAGCUGUUUGCCAGAGUCCGGAGCGAGUCCGGAGGCGUGGAGCUGCCGGGCUGGGAGGCCGAACGCCUGAGGGAACUGCGCGUGUGCUUUGAGCGCUACGCCGGGCUGGGGACGGAGGGGCUGUGGCAGAAUCUGGCGUAUUUUCUGAGCGCCGUGAUUCCGGUCUGUGAAGAGGUGGGCAUCAAUAUGGCCAUCCACCCUGAUGACCCCCCCUGGCCGAUUUUUGCUCUGCCGCGCAUUAUUACCGGGGCCGAAAACCUGGAGCGCUUUCUCGGGCUCUACGAGUCACCGCGCAACGGUUUAACCUUGUGUGCCGGUUCACUGGGAGCCAAUCAACAGCAUUCCAUCCCCGGAUUUAUCCGGCACUUCGGCAGCCGCAUCCACUUCGGCCACGUGCGCAACCUGAAGCACGAGGGCAACGGCGUUUUUUAUGAGUCCGCCCAUCUGAGUUCCUGUGGUUCGCUGGAUCUGUUUGCAAUCAUGAAAGCCUACCACGAGAUCGGCUAUACCGGCCAUAUCCGGCCCGACCACGGACGCAUGAUCUGGGGAGAACAGGGUCGGGCCGGAUAUGGCCUUUACGAUCGCGCCCUGGGUGCCAGCUAUCUGCUGGGUCUGUGGGAAGCCAUCAAUAAAAUGAGCCGCUGA
Molecule: messenger RNA, 1068 nt
Organism: Saccostrea echinata
Lineage: Eukaryota; Metazoa; Mollusca; Bivalvia; Ostreida; Ostreidae
Product: mannonate dehydratase-like
Exons: 1
Coding region: 1-1068 (355 amino acids)
Biological process (GO): D-glucuronate catabolic process
Molecular function (GO): manganese ion binding; mannonate dehydratase activity; ferrous iron binding
Source: RefSeq, a predicted model, not a curated record